Molecule: messenger RNA, 3499 nt
Organism: Microplitis demolitor
Lineage: Eukaryota; Metazoa; Arthropoda; Insecta; Hymenoptera; Braconidae
Gene: RNaseZ
Product: ribonuclease Z, mitochondrial
Exons: 5
Coding region: 150-2627 (825 amino acids)
Biological process (GO): mitochondrial tRNA 3'-end processing
Cellular component (GO): mitochondrion
Molecular function (GO): 3'-tRNA processing endoribonuclease activity
Source: RefSeq, a predicted model, not a curated record
CUAGUAAGCUGUUAGGCAACCAACGUCGUGCUUUUAGGUUAAAAAAUAUGUAACCUUAUCACUGUAUAUUUAUCCUUGUUUGUAUCAUUGGUAAUGAAAAUUUAUAAUUUCUUAUUUCAUUUUAAGUAAAAAAAAAAAAAAUACUCCGAAUGUAUUUUAAAAAAAUUAAUAGUUUUUUCAAGGUUACUAAUUUAUCAACAAAUUAUAUUUAUAAUUACAACCAUAAUAGUUAUUUCUUAAAAUCAUUAAUAUUCAGGAGAGCUCAUUUUAUUAAAAUGGCUGAAAAAGAUUUGAAUAGAUCUUUUCAAAAAUUGAAACAGUUGAAACGAAUGAAAAAUGAAAAAUAUAGUCCAGCAAAUGUUUACCUCCAGAUACUAGGAAGUGGAGCACCUGGUGCACCGCACUGUCUCUAUGUUUCAUCAGAUCAUAGAACGUAUAUGUUCAAUUGUGGUGAAGGUACUCAGAGAUUAGCGCAUGAACAUCAUUUAAAAUUAUCAAAAUUAAAUCACAUUUUUUUCACGACACCAACGUGGAAAAAUAUAGGAGGGUUACCUGGUUUAUCAUUGACUAUUCAAGACUCUGGUGUACCUGACCUAAAUCUUCAUGGACCUAAAGGUAUAUUCGGUAUUUAUGACGCCGUUAAACGAUUUGUUAUGCUUACUGACUUGAAUGUUACCGAAGUCAGUUGUGAAGAAAGUGAUACUUUUCAAGACACAUGUAUGAGUGUUCGUUACGUUCAUUUAGAAAAAUCAAACCCGGAAGAAGAUUCUGAUAGUGAUAAGUUAUUAGAUUUAGAUAGUUAUGAUGAUGAUGACACAGACUAUUACGCACAUGAAUUCAAUAAAAAUGGAAAACGUAAUUCUAAACUUCAAAAUAGAAAUCAACCAAAUUACAAAGUUCCAAAACAAAAUAAAAAACUUUUUAAAAGAGUUACUGGCUGCAUUAGUUAUAUUUGUAAAUUAACAGAAGUAUCGGGAAAAUUAGAUUUUGCAAAGUGUGUUGACUUUGGUAUUCCACCCGGUCCUCUUUUGGGCCAAUUAAAGUCUGGUCAAGAUGUUACAUUAGAUAAUGGAACUGUUGUAAAAAGUUCUGACGUAUGUCAUCCUGCAUCAUCGGGACCUACUUUUAUAGUUCUCGAAUGUCCUGACGAAGAUUAUUUAGACUCAUUAGUUGACAAUAAAGUUUUUAACGAGUAUCAAAACAACGCUGAUAAAAAUAAUAUUCCUCAAUAUAUUGUUCAUUUUACACCGGAAAAUGUUUUAAGGAAUUCACGUUAUGUUGAUUGGAUGUGUAAAUUUUCAUCAGAAACUCAGCAUAUUAUUAUUAAUGAGACUAAUAAUUGCUUGAAUCAUGAAGCCAUACAUCGAAUACAGCAUAAAUUACAUUUGUUACAUCCUGAAAUAUUUCCAAUGCUACAUGAGAAAGAUGAUAGUAAAUUAGAAACCCCAUUCGGCGAAAUAAAUGAACAAUUUAAGGCUUUGAAAAUUUAUCGCGCGAAAACUUGUAAUGUUUUUCACUUAAGACCAUUAGACGGUUUCGACAAUAUAGAAAUUAAUUUAAAUCGAGAAGCAGAUGUUAAAGAAGUUCUGAAUGUUGAUGGCUUUCUCGAUGUUCUAGCAGAACUUCAAACAGAAAUAAAUGCACGUAGUAGAUAUCUUAAUGAUAUGCCAAAGUAUCCAAAAAUUGUUAUGCUGGGUACUGGCUCGUGUAUUCCCAAUAAAAUAAGAAAUACUAGUGGAAUUUUAUUGAGAAUUGAUGAGGACACAAGUAUUUUAAUGGAUUGUGGUGAAGACACUUUUGGACAAAUAGCAAGAUUUUUUGGAAAGGAUUGUGAAAAAAUUCUUAAAAGUAUAAAGGCUAUUUAUAUAUCACAUUUGCACGCAGACCACCAUCUUGGACUGCUUGGAAUUAUUCAAAAACGAAAAGUUGUAACUGAUGAACCCAUUUUUCUUCUCGCGCCAAAACAAAUUGAGUCGUGGAUACGACUUUAUCAUAAAAAAUUUGAACGUUUUGAAGACACAAUAAUUUUUGUACCAAAUCAAGGUCUUUUAUUAAAUUUGGAGAGGCCUUCACUUGAAGCUAUUGAAGAAUUAAAUAGAAAACUUAAAUUAAAAUGUAUUAAUACUGUUGGCGUAUUACAUUGUUUACAUUCAUUUGGAAUUGCUUUGACUCUUGAAAAUGGAAAAAAAAUAGUUUACAGCGGUGAUACAAAACCUUGUCUUGGGUUAGUGACUCUUGGUGAAAAUUGUGACUUAUUAAUUCAUGAGGCAACCAUGGAAGAUGGACUUGAAUGGGAAGCUACUAAAAAAAUGCAUUCAACAAUAUCACAAGCAAUAAGUAUUGGUGAACAAAUGAAUGCUAAAUUUACACUUCUAACACACUUUAGUCAACGUUACUCCAAAAUGCCAAGAUUACCAGAAAAUAGUGAACAAUUUAAUGCCAAUAAUAUUGGUAUUGCUUUUGAUAAUAUGCAGUUCAGUCUUUCUCAACUUUCAUUACUGCCAUUAUUUUAUCCAGCAUUACGAUUAAUGUUUAGUGAAUUUUGUAAUCUACUUGAAUUAAAAGCACAUAGAAGAAAAUUAAAAGAAGACGAAAAGCGGGCUACAGAAGAAAUGAAAGCAAACUAGAAUGAUAACAUUCAGUGUAAGAAAAACUUUUAAAAAAAUGUUUUUUUUUUUUUUUUUUUUUUUUGAAGAAUAAUUUUUGUUUUAUGUUUGUAUACAAUUAUUCAUAUGUAAGAAUUUAUUAAUUUUUUUUUCUGAUAUAAAUUGUAAAAUAAAUCUCAUAAAAUUUUAAUAAACAUAAAAUGUGCAGUAACUUAAAAAAAAAUAAUAAUGAAUUAAAUCGAAUGUAAUAAUCCCUUACCAUUAAAUAGUAACUUAAAAAUAAAAAAUACACAUAAAGUAAAAUAUUAUAUUAUAUUAAUAAAUAUGAUAGUGAAUAUUUAUAACUCUUACGUACAAUUGAGUUUUUGUGCUGAUUACUUUUUUAUAAUUAAUACAAAAAACAAAUAAACAAUAUUAUUAAUAACUUAUGCGUUAAUAAGUAUAUUGAUUUAUAAAAUAUUUUUAUAUUGGCGUUAAGAGACAGCAAUAGCGGUAGUGUAUGACGUUACACAAUUUUUUUUUUUAAUCAGUUUUAAUAUAUUUACACAGAAAGUAAAUGUUCCUUAUUGAUGUAUAAAAAACAGUAUCUAGACAAUAUGAAAAUCUUACUUAAAAUUAAAGAAAUAUUUUAUUAAAUAAAUAUUUAAUUAUUGUUUUAUUGUUUAAUUGUCUACAAAAAUCCUCUUUUUUUAUAGAAAAAAAUUAUCAAAAAAUUUAGUGCUAAGCAUAUGCCGAUAAAAAAUAUCUUUUUUGUCAGUCUAAUUUUUUUCUUGUUUUUAUUGUAUAAAAAACAUUAUUAUUUGGUAUAAAAGUAGACAAAGUGUUAUAAAACGAGAACGAUCAAUACGCCGAAAUUGGAAUGAAUUUGGUGAUAUUGAGUGUCUUGAUAACAU